Molecule: messenger RNA, 3290 nt
Organism: Oryzias latipes (Japanese medaka)
Lineage: Eukaryota; Metazoa; Chordata; Actinopteri; Beloniformes; Adrianichthyidae
Molecular function (GO): zinc ion binding
Source: RefSeq, a predicted model, not a curated record
UGGUCGCUCUCCUCUACAACUUCCGCCCAAAUGAAAACACAGAGCUGUCAGCUGACAGAGCAGAGUAAAACAAUGACAGGGGAAACUGACUUCUGACGGGUUUUGAAAAGCCUGUGUGGCUGCUGCGAGUGGAAGCAGAGGGAUGUUAGGAGAGGGAAGAAGGAGCUGCUGUGUCUGGAGAUGAAACAAGUUUUGAACAAGUUCCUUCAUAUAAAGAGAGACAAAAUGGGCAGUGAAUACCUGGUACUGUCGUCUACAGUCUCCUGUACAAGUUCAUAUAAAGAGAUGUCAGAGUGCUUUAUAUGCAGGGACGGUGAACUAAUAUCCAGCAACCCUCUGAGGAAUUUCUGCGACUGCAAGAAUCUACUUGCCCAUCACGUGUGUCUAUCUACAUGGAUCCAGAGGGGAUGUGGGUGUGCCGACAGGCUGCAGUGCAUCAUCUGUAAGGCCAAGUACCAGCUGCAAAGGCGUUCCCCUUGCUGGUCGCUCAGCGUCCAGUGGCAGACGUGGCUCGUACUCAUCACGGCGAUUAUUUUGAUGGGAUUGGUGCCUUAUGUUGUUCACUGCAUGAUGACGGCGUUCCCCAACAAUCCGCCACCCAUCACCUUCAAACUGGCAACAGCCGCUUUUGGUAUUCUGACGGAGCUGCUGCUCAUCAAGGGUUUGUCAAGUUACCUUGUUAGCCGCUACCACAAAGCUGCACAGACGUCCUUCAUCAUCCAGCCCAGAAUCCCAGAUCCACACAGUCAAGAAAAGGGAAAGGAUACAGAUCUAAAGAAUGGACACUUGACACUCUCUUUCUGAGUCAGUGGCAUUGUACGGAAAUCUGGUUGAAAAUAAACUCAUUCGGUAUGUAUGAAGUGAAAAGCUAGUCAUUUCAGCAUUUCUCUGUGAUUUUUUUAUCUUUAUUUAUAUGAGAUGUUUUGCUUUGAAACCUAUUUUUCAACAAGUGGGACAUAGUGUGUUUUCUUCAUGUGAAACCUUACUUUCACUUUACUCUAUUUGUACAUUUGCACAAGCAGAAAAAUUGGUGGUACAAAGGAGAGAGCAGUAUGAGUGUGUUCAGCUCAGGGAGAAAAAACAAGUUGAAAUCACUAUUUGCUUAAUGAUGCCCACACAGAGACAAUGGGGCGCCGCUCUGAUUAGUGUCACCUGUCCUUGUGCAUCUCAUCAGCUCCAUUAUGGCUCCAUCUCCCAUGCUUCUUCUGCUAAUUGAAUAGCCCGUGAAGUGGUGAUGAGGACGGGGGCGAGAGCAACGUCUGUCCUGCCGCUGCUCCAGACAUGAAAGGAAAGAGAGGCAUGAGCUGUGCAAACAUAAACCAUUAUCAGACAGAUAGAAAAGUGCCAACAAGUAGCCCUCAUGUUAUAUUAGCAUCAUGCUGAGUGCAGUUUGUUUUUAUGUAUAACAGCUUUGAAUUAGCUGCAGCUGCUGUAUAGAUUUGUUGAAGCGUAUGGCAUCUCUUCAAAGUCUUUUUUUUGUGGGGGUUUGCUCAAAAUGUACUCUACUUGUUUGUUAAAUAUUUCAUGCAGGAACAGAGUUAGCUUAGCUUUGCAAACAGACAAAAGAAUUCGGCAGUAAACUCAAAACCAGCAGUAAACUCAAAAGCAGGUUUCAUAUCAACUUUGCACGGAUAUGCAACACAUUUCUAAAGGGUUCCAUAACUGCCCAUGUUUCUUUUCAUCUGGCAGUUUUGUUGUUCCACCCUUAGUUAAUUCUUCCUGUUAUGUUUGUUUCUUUUUGUUGCACCAUGAGUGUGGGAAGGGGAGAGGAUGAUGACCCAUGUCCGAUGUUCAAUGUUGUGUGUGUUCAAAAUAUAUGGACUUAAUGUCAGGAGAGAGGUUACGCAUUCAGCUUUUCCUACUGCCUCCUCCUCUCUGGGACUGCUCUGGGUCGUGCGGUGCCUGGGACAGCUCUCCAGUGCAGCCAGUUGAUUGACGGCUCAGAUGACUGACAGCUUGGCUCUCGUUUCUCCCGCUACCAGUGACGUACCAGCUGGGUCGUUACAAUAUUAAUAAAAAAUGUUAGAAUGCUUUGUAAAUCGGAUCAAUUUGUGAAUUGAAGCUUCAGCUUCUUCUGGGGUUUGCAGAAACAGCACCUUACUUGUUGUGUUUUAUGCUUUAUUUGAUCUUCUGCUGUUUUGUUGAAGCAGUUUUAACAUUUUUCUUUUUAGUCAGAUGAAUAUUGAUUAACAAAGCACAAUGUGGAUUCUUUAGUGUCAGUGUGUUUCUAAAGCCUUUGGUCUCAAUAAUUAACCCUUUAGACUCAAUUAGGAGUCAGAGGAAUUUUUAAGAUUUUUUUUUUCUUAAAAUUUGCUCUAUUAAUGAAAUCUUUAAAACAGUUUUAUUUCUCUGGGGUAAUUUUUGAUAUAAAUCUUUUAGUACAACCCCAGCUAUGUUUUUUACAGAUAUAUAUUUUUAGUAAAUUACACAAUAAUUCCUCAAUAAGCACUAAACUGUCCAAAAAAAUAUCAGUUCUGAGUGUUUAGCCUUUUUUUGUGCAAAAACUCAAGAUCAAGCUGUUUUUAUGCUUCAUAACAAAAGAUCAAACAUGUGGAGACAAAAUAAUGUUUAAAUCCACAAAGAGAGCUAAGACAAGGUCAAACUAAUUCUCCACUGAUUUAUCUACAAAGUUCCAAGGAUUUCUUUGGAGGUCACAGUUGUGGGUCAAAACUCUUGUAUGUUUGUGUCAAACCAAAAGCGUCAAAGCUAAAAACUUUUGGAAACCUUCACCUUAAAAUCUAAACGAAAACAAUGCGACAGGCUGGCAAACUGUCCAGGCUGUACCCUGCCUUUGCCCACGAGUGGCCGGGAUUGGCCCCCAUCAGCCCCGUGACCCCGAAAGGCACAAUACGGGUUUAAAAGAUUAACAAAUGAAUGAAGGAAAACAAUGCUAAUGAGGGUUCUGUGUCAUUUCUGCAACAUUGUAAACAGCAGAUAUGACUGGCAAACACAAUGGUUAGUUCAGAAGCUGACGAAUGAAGACAAAAAGGCCUGACUUUAGGGAAAGCUCAAAGGGUCAGUGUCUUUGAUUAUUUUAAUCAGUUUUUCAAAAACAAAGAUUUGGUUUGUUUUGAUGAAAACAAGCUAUUUGUCAGCUUUUGUCACGGAUCAGAGCCGCUGAUCUGGACUUUUUUAGAAAUCAACCGUGUGAACUCUGACCUUACAGAUCCUUUCUUUGUUUCAACUUUCCCCAAAACUCUGUAUUUUUGCCGCUUUGUAUGAGUUCUGUUUUCACAUAUUGUUGUUUUUACUGUAAAAAUAAAAUGAAAAGAGAUGUAUUAUUGUUUGAA